GUGGAUUUUGGUGCAAUUGUCUAUUCAAUCCUGUUCGGCUCUUUAAUCCUAUCCGUCGACGGCUUUCUUGUUGCUCGCGUCAAAUACCAACGCAUAACCGCCAACCAUGAACACGACUGGUAUCAAAUGGCCCCAAGGCCUGACGACCACCGGAUUGCUUGUCUCGCUCCUCCGCGCCACGCAGCUGUCGACCGUCUCCAUUUCGUGCUUUGGUGCAUGCUAUCUGAUAUGGAUGCGCAACCACCAUUUCUGCGCCGUGUCGCGCUACAGAUACCAAUGCACCGACAGCCAACUAGAGAAUUACCAGGUCCCGCUGGGAGAGGUCAUGUUUGUCGUGUCGUGCGUCCUCGUCGCCCUGGAGCUGCUCUACUCGACCGGCCUGGCGAUCCUCAUGUUGGCACGGAACAAGCGACCCGACAGCUUUACGCAGCUCUGCAGCGCUUGGACUAGUGUCGCCGUCUUCACCUUGGGCCUCGGCGCCUUCGCCUCGAUUUCCGUGGUGCGCAGGACCUGGCCGCUCUGCUACAGUGAGGGAGUGACUUACUUUAACCCCAUGCUGCCCCCCGAGACGAACAUGUGCAUCGUCACACAGAGCGCCGUGACGACUGGUUUAAUCGCCUGGAUAGCCACAAUUGUGCUGGGCAUAAUCGCCGUCUUCGAGCUCAAGAAAGACCGGCAGAGUUACGGAGCCAUCCGUUUACCUUUUGACAGCCCGGCUGGCACACAUGAGGAUAUUCCCGCCGACAGACGAGACCAGCGGGACGGGCCGGUCGACGCGGUGGCGAUUGAAGACCUCGGAGGGGUUUAGGGAAGUCGGGUUAUCAGGUGCUUUGCCGGACGCGCGUGUCUCACACGAGAAACAGAGAUUAGAUCUGUAGUCUCCGUCUUUAGAUCUCUAGUCUCCAUCUUGAGAUCUCUAGUCUCCGUCUCGCGCAUUAGAAGGUGUAUGCCGAAGACCGCCCAACUCCCUCGAACCCUUUUGUCGCGACUGUGAUGCUCGGAAAAAGGCCCGCUGCCGCCCGUCCCGCCCGCUAGAGUAGAGCCCGG
This is a messenger RNA of Lasiosphaeria miniovina, 1047 nucleotides long. RefSeq lists its product as uncharacterized. The record is from RefSeq and is a predicted model, not a curated record. NCBI's taxonomy places the organism in Eukaryota, Fungi, Ascomycota, Sordariomycetes, Sordariales, Lasiosphaeriaceae. The transcript has 3 exons. The coding region runs from base 107 to 808 and encodes 233 amino acids.